GAUGUAGGCAGGUACUCUCAGUGCAUCACCGUUUUUGUCUUGGCUUCUACCAAACUAUGGAUUCUGUAUGUGAGCUGGAGCCGGAGUCACUUAUCGGAAUUUAAAGGGGUUUUAUGCCUCUCCAUUCAGCAGCCGGUGUAUCUUCCGAACCGCGCUCAGUUACAGCUUAAACUAGCCCACGAACAGCACGGAUCGCUGGAGUUCACUCUAUCGCUUGGUGUGUUUUUAACUGUAUCCGAUUGCGCUUCCGCCAUGUUGAAGUGAUUCAAGUUGUGAGUGACUGCUGGGACUCAGUGAGGUGACAAGCCUUUAGAAAUCGAACUAGACAAGAGAGUUAGGGGGGCUGUUACCGCGCCGGUGACGCAGGAAAAACACCCAGGAGCAGAGAAGGAAAUCGUUGGAAUUAGACAUUAUAACACCAGGUUUUUGUCCUGCCAAACUGUCACCGAUAUAGGCCACGUUUAUGUAAUAUACGACGACAGCAAUCGUUCCGGACUGGACGUAGCCCGUGAAUAGAGGAGGAAGUCAUAUCAAAUUCCUGGGUUAUGCAAUGGUCUCAGCAGCACAUCCAGAUCUCCAGGUGCUUGUGUCCCUCUCUUGUGUGUCCGGGCUCUCUUCCCUCUGCUUUACAGCUGAGGUGGCUGUGAUUUCCCACCUGGCCAGCGCUCCCUAAGAGGCCAAGAUUGCCAAGAUCUGCCCUGUGGCGAGCAUGACAGCCACCACGCGUGGCUCUCCGGUGGGGGGCAAUGACAGUCAGGGUCAGGGCCAGGGCCAGGGCCAGGCACCUGAUGCUCAGAGCCAGCCCCCACUGCCACAGAACCAGACAUCAUCCCCUAACUCAUCUAACGAAAACUCUCCAGUAAGCCCACCAGAUGAGCCAGGUCAGGGGGACGGGACCCCUCAGCUGGAAGAGGAGGAGCCUGCUUUUCCUCACACUGACCUAGCCAAACUGGACGACAUGAUCAACAGGCCCCGUUGGGUUGUUCCAGUUUUGCCAAAAGGAGAGUUAGAAGUCCUCUUGGAAGCUGCUAUAGAUCUGAGUAAAAAAGGACUGGAUGUGAAAUGCGAGGCAUGUCAGAGGUUCUUCCGGGACGGGCUGACCAUCUCCUUCACAAAGAUCCUGACAGAUGAGGCAGUUAGUGGUUGGAAAUUUGAGAUUCAUAGGUGUAUCAUCAAUAACACACACCGGUUGGUUGAGUUGUGUGUGGCCAAGCUCUCUCAGGACUGGUUCCCUCUACUAGAGCUUCUUGCCAUGGCCACAAACCCUCACUGCAAGUUCCACAUCUACAACGGCACACGACCCUCGGAGACAGUCCCUGCCGGAGCCCAGCUGGCUGACGACGAGCUCUUUGCCCGACCACCAGACCCACGUUCCCCUAAGGGCUGGCUGGUGGACUUAAUAAAUAAAUUUGGCACGUUAAACGGGUUUCAAAUUUUGCACGAUCGCUUCAUGAGUGGCGAAGCACUGAAUGUCCAGAUCAUCGCUGCACUUAUCAAGCCUUUUGGCCAGUGUUACGAGUUCCUCACAUUGCACACGGUAAAGAAGUACUUUCUUCCAGUCAUUGAGAUGGUUCCCCAGUUUCUAGAGAAUCUAACAGACGAGGAGCUCAAGAAAGAGGCCAAGAAUGAAGCCAAAAACGACGCACUGUCCAUGAUAAUCAAGUCUCUGAAGAAUCUGGCUUCACGUGUUCCAGGGCAGGAGGAAACAGUGAAGAAUUUAGAGAUUUUUAGGUUAAAAAUGAUUCUUAGGUUAUUACAAAUUUCUUCUUUUAAUGGGAAAAUGAAUGCACUAAAUGAAGUAAACAAGGUGAUAUCCAGUGUGUCCUAUUACACUCACCGGCAUAACCCUGAAGAGGAGGAAUGGCUGACUGCAGAGCGCAUGGCGGAGUGGAUCCAGCAGAACCACAUCCUGUCCAUUGUGCUCAGAGACAGUUUGCACCAGCCGCAGUAUGUCGAGAAACUGGAGAAGAUCCUUCGCUUCGUCAUUAAAGAAAAAGCUCUUACAAUGCAGGAUCUGGAUAACAUCUGGGCUGCACAGGCUGGUAAACAUGAAGCUAUUGUGAAAAAUGUCCAUGAUCUCCUUGCGAAGUUGGCGUGGGACUUCUCUCCUGAGCAACUCGAUCACCUUUUUGACUGCUUCAAGGCGAGCUGGACCAAUGCCAGCAAGAAACAGCGUGAAAAACUGUUGGAGCUAAUCCGGCGGUUGGCUGAGGAUGAUAAGGAUGGCGUGAUGGCUCACAAGGUCCUCAACCUGUUGUGGAACCUGGCACACAGUGAUGAUGUGCCUGUAGAUAUUAUGGACCAGGCUCUUAGUGCCCACAUUAAGAUACUGGAUUAUAGUUGCUCUCAGGACAGAGACACACAGAAAAUCCAGUGGAUUGAUCGUUUCAUAGAGGAGCUUCGAACCAAUGACAAAUGGGUGAUUCCAGCUCUAAAGCAAAUCAGAGAAAUUUGUAGUCUCUUUGGAGAAGCUCCCCAAAAUCUAAGAAAGAAAAUGCCAAUUUACAUACAUGCAAACUUAAUGGGUCAAACCCAGAGAAGCCCUCACGUCUUUUAUCGACAUGACCUGAUCAACCAGCUGCAGCAUAACCAUGCUCUGGUGACACUGGUGGCUGAGAACCUCUCCGCCUACAUGGAGACCAUGAGGCAGUUCUCCAAAGAGGAACAAGCAGAGUUUGACCCCCAGACAGUCAGACCAGGAAGCCGGUACAGCCAUGUUCAGGAAGUACAGGAACGGCUCAACUUCCUGAGGUUUCUUCUAAAAGAUGGUCAGUUGUGGCUCUGUGCCCCUCAGGCCAAGCAGAUCUGGAAGUGCCUGGCCGAGAAUGCUGUGUUUCUCUGUGACCGUGAGGCAUGUUUCAAAUGGUACUCAAAACUCAUGGGGGACGAGCCAGACCUGGAUCCGGACAUCAAUAAGGACUUCUUUGAGAACAAUGUGUUGCAGUUGGACCCAUCUCUGCUGACAGAGAAUGGAAUGAAGUGCUUUGAGAGGUUUUUCAAGGCAGUCAACUGCAGGGAGGGCAAGCUGGUUGCAAAGCGCCGGGCCUACAUGAUGGAUGACCUGGAACUAAUUGGCUUGGACUACCUCUGGAGGGUGGUAAUUCAAGGAAAUGAUGACAUUGCCAACCGUGCAAUAGACCUGCUGAAAGAGAUCUAUACCAACCUCGGACCAAAACUGCAAGUCAAUCAGGUUGAAAUUCAUGAAGAUUUCAUCCAGUCAUGUUUUGACCGUCUGAAGGCAUCCUAUGACACACUGUGCGUGUUGGACGGAGACAAGGACAGCAUCAACUGCGCCCGGCAGGAGGCCAUCCGCAUGGUGCGAGUUCUCACAGUGCUCAAGGAGUAUAUUAAUGAGUGUGACAGCGACUACCAUGAAGAGAGGACUAUACUGCCAAUGUCCAGGGCUUUCCGUGGUAAACACAUCACAUUGAUCGUCCGGUUCCCCAACCAGGGUCGUCAGGUGGAUGACCUGGAUAUCUGGUCACAUACCAAUGACACAAUUGGCUCAGUUCGGCGGGGUAUUCUAAACAGGAUCAAAGCGAAUGCUGCACAUACUAAGAUAGAGCUCUUCAUUGGUGGAGAGGUUGUUGAUCCUGCUGAUGACAGAAAGCUGAUUGGGCAGCUUAAUUUGAAGGACAAGACGCUGAUUACAGCCAAGCUCACACAAGUGAGUGCCAACAUGCCCUCAAGCCCUGACAGCUCCUCUGACUCAUCCACUGGCUCCCCUGGUAACCACGGAAACCACUAUAGCGAUGGGCCUAACCCUGAGGUGGAGAGCUGUCUUCCUGGUGUGAUCAUGUCACUGCACCUGCGCUACAUCUCCUUCCUGUGGCAGGUGGCUGACCUUGGCUGCAACCUCAACAUGCCUCUACUAAGAGACGGAGCUCGAGUUCUUAUGAAGCUCAUGCCUCCAGAUAACACUACAGUAGAGAAUCUGAGGGCUGUGUGUCUGGACCAUGCUAAACUUGGAGAGAACAGCCUUAGUCCUUCGCUGGACUCUCGCUUCUUCGGCCCAUCACCUUCACAAGUGCUCUACCUCAUUGAGGUUGUAUAUGCUUUGCUGAUGCCAGCCAGUGCCACUCUGGGCGAAGAUGCCAGUGAUUUCCAGUACAACUUCCUUAAGAGUGGUGGGCUGCCUCUAGUUUUGAGCAUGCUCACCAGGAACAACUUUCUUCCGACAGCAGAUAUGGAGACGAGGCGUGGAGCUUAUCUCAACGCGCUGAAAAUCGCCAAGCUCCUCCUGACUUCUGUGGGCUUCGGACAUGUUAAGGCUGUGGCAGAGGCCUGUCAACCCAACGCUGAGGGAAACAUUCCUGUCUCUCCGAUUAACCAGGCCACUCAUGAUCAGGCUUUGGUCCUCCAGAGUGCCCUGCAAAACAUCCCCAACCCCGCCUCUGAGUGCAUGUUGCGUAAUGUAGCUAUUCGCCUGGCUCAGCAGAUCUCUGAUGAGGUAACAAAAAAUAAUUUCUUUCAGGCAUCAAAGUACCUUCCUGAUAUAUGCGUGAUUCGAGCCGUACAGAAAAUAGUAUGGGCUUCUGGUUGUGGUACCGUGCAACUGGUAUUCAGCUCCAAUGAAGAAAUCAGCAAGAUCUAUGAAAAGACAAAUGCGGCAAAGGAGCCAGAUGGGGAAGAUGAGCAAGUUUGUUGCGAAGCCCUGGAAGUUAUGACGUUAUGUUUUGCUCUUAUGCCCACGGCUUUGGACACACUGAGUAAAGAGAAAGCCUGGCAGACCUUCAUCAUAGACCUGCUGCUACACUGCCAUAGCAAAUCUGUCCGUCAGAUGGCACAGGAGCAGUUCUUCUUGAUGGCAACUAGGUGUUGCAUGGGUCAUCGACCUCUGCUCUUUUUCAUCACCCUCCUCUUUACUGUGCUAGGGAGUACAGCCAAGGAACGAGCCAAAUAUGCAGGGGAUUACUUCACUUUACUCAGGCAUCUGCUGAACUACGCCUACAACAGCAACAUCAACCUGCCAAAUGCUGAAGUGCUGCUUAACAAUGAGAUUGACUGGCUAAAACGGAUAAGGGAUGAGGUAAAGAGGACGGGUGAGACUGGCGUUGAGGAGACCAUUCUGGAGGGACACCUUGGUGUCACCAAAGAACUUCUGGCCUUUCAGACACCAGAGAAGAAAUAUUACAUUGGCUGUGAGAAGGGAGGCGCAAAUCUCAUUAAGGAGCUGAUUGACGAUUUCAUUUUCCCAGCAUCCAAUGUUUACUUGCAGUACAUGAAGAGUGGGGAGUUUCCCACAGAGCAGGCCAUCCCAGUGUGCAGUACUCCUGCUUCCAUCAACGCUGGCUUUGAGCUCCUGGUGGCGCUGGCAGUGGGUUGUGUUCGCAAUCUCAAACAAAUAGUGGACACGUUAACUGACAUGUACUACUUGGGUUGUGAAACGUUGACAGAGUGGGAGUAUUUGCCUCCAGUGGGACCGCGGCCCAACAAGGGCUUUGUUGGCCUGAAGAAUGCCGGUGCUACCUGUUAUAUGAACUCUGUCAUCCAGCAGUUGUACAUGAUCCCUCCCAUUCGUAAUGGCAUUCUGGCCAUUGAGGGCACAGGCACUGAUGUGGAUGAUGACAUGUCAGGGGAUGAGAAGCAGGAGAAUGAGAGUAACGUAGAUCCUCGUGAUGAGGUGUUCAGCUAUCACCAUCAGUUCGAUGACAAGCCUUCCAGCAAGUCAGAGGACAGGAAAGAGUACAAUAUUGGGGUUCUACGCCACCUGCAGGUCAUCUUUGGCCAUUUAGCGUCAUCCAGACUGCAGUACUAUGUUCCCAGAGGAUUCUGGAAGCAGUUCCGGUUGUGGGGUGAACCUGUGAACCUGCGGGAGCAGCAUGAUGCUCUGGAAUUCUUCAACUCUUUGGUGGAUAGUCUGGAUGAAGCCCUGAAAGCUCUUGGCCACCCUGCAAUGCUCAGUAAAGUCCUUGGAGGAUCUUUUGCCGACCAAAAAAUCUGUCAAGGAUGUCCCCACAGGUAUGAAUGUGAGGAGUCAUUCACUACAUUGAAUGUAGACAUCAGAAACCACCAGAACCUGCUGGACUCCAUGGAGCAAUAUGUUAAAGGAGAUCUGCUGGAGGGAGCAAACGCCUAUCACUGUGAGAAAUGUAAUAAGAAAGUGGACACAGUGAAGCGGCUUCUGAUCAAGAAGUUGCCACCAGUCUUGGCCAUCCAGCUGAAACGCUUCGACUACGACUGGGAGCGGGAGUGUGCCAUCAAGUUCAAUGACUACUUUGAAUUCCCCAGGGAGCUGGACAUGGAGCCAUACACUGUAGCUGGUGUGGCCAAGUUGGAGGGUGACGACGUCAAUCCGGAGAACCAGGUGAUCCAGCAGAACGAGCCCUCUGAACCCACACCUCCAGGCAGCUCUAAGUACCGUCUGGUAGGAGUGCUGGUCCACUCAGGCCAGGCCAGCGGCGGACACUACUACUCCUACAUCAUCCAGAGAAACGGGGGUGACGGAGAAAAGAACCGCUGGUAUAAAUUUGAUGACGGCGACGUGACUGAAUGCAAAAUGGAUGAUGAAGAGGAAAUGAAGAAUCAGUGCUUUGGAGGGGAGUACAUGGGCGAGGUGUUUGACCACAUGAUGAAGAGGAUGUCGUACAGGAGGCAAAAGCGUUGGUGGAAUGCCUACAUCCUUUUCUAUGAGCGAAUGGACUCACUGGACAAGGACAGCGAGCUUGUCAAAUACAUCUCUGAGCUGACCAUCUCUAACAAACCAAAUCAGGUCAAGAUGCCCAGCGUCAUCGAGUGCAGCGUCCGAAAGCAGAACGUCCAGUUCAUGCACAACAGAAUGCAAUACAGCCUGGAAUAUUUCCAGUUCAUUAAGAAACUUCUGACCUGUAACAGUGUCUAUUUAAACCCCCCUCCAGGACAAGAACAUCUUCUGCCUGAGGCAGAGGAGAUUGCUAUGAUAAGUGCUCAGCUGGCUGCUAGGUUCCUCUUCAGCACAGGUUUCCACACCAAGAAAGUAGUACGGGGUCCUGCCAGUGACUGGUACGAUGCCCUCUGUAUCCUGCUGAGACACAGCAAGAAUGUACGCUUUUGGUUUGCACACAACGUCCUAUUUGCUUACCCCAACCGUUUCUCGGAGUACUUGCUAGAGUGCCCGAGUGCUGAGGUCCGUGGGGCGUUCGCCAAGCUCAUUGUCUUCAUCGCUCACUUCUCACUGCAAGACGGGCCCUGCCCUUCCCCCACCACCUCGCCUGGACCCUCAACUCAGAGCUGUGACAACCUCAGUCUAAGUGACCGUCUAUUAAGAGCUGUACUCAACCUGCUCAGAAGAGAGGUUUCUGAACACGGCCGUCACCUGCAGCAGUACUUCAACCUCUUUGUCAUGUAUGCCAACCUUGGGUUGGCAGAGAAGACGCAGUUGCUGAAGCUAAAUGUCCCUGCCACAUUUAUGUUGGUUGCUCUGGAUGAGGGCCCUGGACCUGCCAUUAAGUACCAGUACGCCGAGUUGGGAAAGCUCUACACUGUGGUUUCUCAGCUCGUCCGCUGCUGUGACGUCUCUGCACGCAUGCAGUCAUCCAUCAAUGGUAAUCCUCCUCUUCCUAACCCUUACGGCGACCCCAACCUCACAGCCCCAGUGAUGCCUGUGCAGCAACUAGUGGCAGAGAUCCUGUUUGUGAGGACCAGCUAUGUGAAGAAGAUUAUUGAAGACUGCAGCAACUCAGAGGAGACAGUGAAGCUACUUCGCUUCAGCUGCUGGGAGAAUCCUCAAUUCUCCUCCACUGUGCUUAGUGAGCUUCUCUGGCAGGUGGCAUACUCCUAUACCUAUGAGCUAAGGCCUUAUCUGGACCUGCUGCUACAGAUCCUUCUUAUUGAGGACUCGUGGCAGACACACAGGAUCCACAAUGUGCUAAAGGGAAUUCCUGACGAUAGAGACGGGCUGUUUGACACCAUCCAGCGCUCCAAAAACCACUAUCAAAAGAGGGCCUACCAGUGCAUCAAGUGCAUGGUGGCACUGUUCAGCAACUGCUCAGUGGCUUAUCAGAUCCUACAGAGUAACGGGGACCUGAAACGAAAAUGGACAUGGGCUGUGGAGUGGUUAGGGGACGAGCUGGAGAGGAGACCCUACACAGGAAACCCUCAGUACACGUACAACAACUGGUCACCCCCUGUUCAGAGCAACGAGACGUCCAAUGGAUAUUUCCUAGAGCGCUCACACAGUGCCCGUAUGACGCUGGCCAAGGCCUGUGAACUCUGUCCCGAGGAGCUCAAGUUUACCCAGGGAAGCCCAGGGAAGGAGCCAGAUGAACAGGAGGCACCUGAUGAUCAAGACUCCUCUCCCCCUGAGGACACCUCCUUGUACCCACACUCUCCUGGAACCACUCAGUUCCAGCAAAACAACCAUCCUCAUGGGCAGCCGUACACCGGUCCUGCUGCUCAGCACAUGAACAACCCCCAACGUCCUGGACCUGCCUCUGCCCCGACUCCCGGUCCAACCCAAACCUCCACCCCAGUUCCUGGUCCCACUCCUGGUCCAGGCCCGCGAGCACAAGAGAACUGGGAGAGUGGCGAGGAGGUGACCCCAGCUCCCACCUCUGCCCCGGCACCUGUCCCACCUAAGGAGUAACAGCCCCUCCUCUUCUUCCUCUGCUGUGCCUCGAGCCUCCAUCGUCCUGCUCUCCUUCCUCAACAUAAUUUUUGGUCUACGGAGCUCCUCAUCAGGCGCCUCUCUCUUAUUUCUCUCUCUCUGGCCCCAGGUCAGGGCAGAGCCAGGCCUCUUACCAACCCAUCAACCCUUACCAACCUCACCACUCAUGGCUGCUAUCAGUCCUGGGGAGGUGCUCUUCCCUGGCCUGGGGGUGUCCAAGUGUGUGACAGCAGCCAGCAGGUGGCUGCAGAGGCGAGGGAGCGGACAAGAGUUCUAAAUAUAAGAAGAAAAAAAAAAACCAACAAAUUUUAGUCCGAGCUGACGAUGCUGAUGCGCUUGUCUACACGACAUAAAGGUGUACAUAGUAUCUUAAUGUUCCUGACUGUUGGGGUCCCCCAGUAGCAUAACUCUUGUUUGGUUUGCUGUUGGGAGAUGUUGGAAAUGUAAUGAAAAAUGGAUAUUAUAAAUAAGAAAAAAAAAAAAAAAAAAAAAAGAAAGAAAAUGCCCAAAAAAACUGUAAGAAGACGACGACUCCUCUUUGUUUUAUCACCCAUGCUCGGCAGUAAAGUUUGUUCUACCAUCGGACAGUUCCAGGUCAUUCAACUGUAGAAAGAGGCAUUAUUAUUAUCAUAGUUGAUAUUAUUCUUAAGCUCCUCGGCAACUUUCUGACCCAUGCCAAAUCAACACACAAGCUGUGGUUGGUUUUAAUUAUGAGAGCCAGAAUUGGUCGGGUGGACUUCUACGGUGUUUGGUUGACGUGAAAAAGCAGUGAUGCAACAUAGUUCUGAAACUCAUUGCCUUUCUUUUUUCCCCCUUUUUUCUUUCUUUUUUUUAUUCCAGGAUUCAACCCUUUUUGAAGCUCUAAUUAAUAUGCUGUAACAUUUAGCAUGGCUUCUCACCAGAAGUAGUGUAGCCCAAGGGAAGACUUGUGACAUAACAACCUUAAACUGUUUGUAAUCCACAUCUCCAGGAGGGUGUAGCUACCCUUUGUGUGUGUUUUCUUUUCCUUCCUCUUUUUUUGUUUUUUUUUACUCAUAUACCCUAUCUACAGUAAGGGCAAUAUUUUGAAGCGGUGUAUGAACAAGUAGGCUUUUCAAUUGCUCAUCGUAAUCUUACACCUUUACAUUCGACAGCCAGUUAUGGUGGGAUAGACAGCUUAGCUUUUUCAUCUAUAGGAAUUCUACAAAAAUGAAACUUGUAUGCAACAGAGUCACUGCACAGGGCUUUCUGGUGAAUCAUCGACUGUGUGGUUUGUUUCGGUCUCUACAGUAGAGCCUAGUCGUAGACAGACAUGUUGCCCAUAGGCUUCCUCUCUGUCAUGGAGCUGGUCAGGAUUUAAGGUCUGGCUGCAGUUCAGGUGACAAAGAGUCCAAACCUGAGUGGCAGUCAGACCUUCGCCCUCCCACUCCAUCAGAGACAGGGUUGUACCGUCAGAAUAGCAGGUGGUUAGUCAUGUUGAAACCCGAGCUAACUUGUAAUUUUGUAGGAGUAAAAGGUUAAAAAAAAAAAACAACACAUCAGUAAAUACUGUAUUUAAUUGGUAACUUGAAUGCGUGUAUUUCUUUUUUCUUUUUUCUUUUUUUGGAAUUUUACUUUUUUUUGUCUAAAAACAUACCAAAUACUCCUGCAAGUGAAAAUAUUCUGCCCACCGUAUUAUAUUUAAAUAUUUUGCUCUUAUUUUAUAGAAUUUAUUUUGUUGUAUUUCACUAAAAUAGAAUUUGAUUUAAGAGGAACAUUUUGUCCUUGUGUUAUUUUUAAAGAAGAUAUUGACUGUACAGAGUUCUGCGCCCUGUUUUUUGCCGACUUUUGUUUUGGCCAUGGUGUGACGUUGAAUUCUGGAGCUACAGUCGCGAUGUGGACUUUCACUUUGUGAGGUUUUUUGUGCACAGAAAUAUAACAAAAAAAAAGCAUUGCGCCCUUAGCAAAUAAAGAACAUGGAAUCUUG
Molecule: messenger RNA, 10529 nt
Organism: Cynoglossus semilaevis (tongue sole)
Lineage: Eukaryota; Metazoa; Chordata; Actinopteri; Pleuronectiformes; Cynoglossidae
Gene: usp9
Product: ubiquitin specific peptidase 9
Exons: 48
Coding region: 710-8563 (2617 amino acids)
Biological process (GO): cell migration; protein deubiquitination
Cellular component (GO): cytosol; nucleus
Molecular function (GO): cysteine-type deubiquitinase activity
Source: RefSeq, a predicted model, not a curated record